Messenger RNA from Lucilia sericata (common green bottle fly), 7021 nucleotides. RefSeq names its product protein stoned-B. Gene Ontology annotation, biological process: clathrin-dependent endocytosis; regulation of endocytosis; synaptic vesicle endocytosis. Bases 58 to 4152 code for a protein of 1364 amino acids. Gene Ontology annotation, molecular function: clathrin-cargo adaptor activity. Gene Ontology annotation, cellular component: synaptic vesicle; AP-2 adaptor complex. The record is from RefSeq and is a predicted model, not a curated record. The transcript has 8 exons. Lineage: Eukaryota; Metazoa; Arthropoda; Insecta; Diptera; Calliphoridae.
AAGUGAACUUAUCGAACAUUAAAUUUUAAACAGAAAAUCUUAUACGAAUAAAACAAAAUGGCGAAUCCCUUCUUAAUGGAUGAUGAAAUGGAUGGAGUGGAUGAUCCAACAGUCAAUCCAUUCCUAAUCCAGGCUGAUGCAGCUGAAACCAAUGAGGAUAACCCUUUUGGAGCCUCAGAAUCAGCAGUUAAUCCCUUUGCAUUUGGAGAUGAUGCUGAGGAUGAAGCAGAACAUCAAGAACAUGACAUCGAUCCAGCUAUGAGUUUCUUUGGUACAACAAUAGAAGCUGAAGAUGAUGCUCUAAGUAUUAAGUCAACUCAAGAUGAGGAAGAAGAUAAUAAAACAAAGGCUCCUCCACCUAGACCAUUGCCUCCAAAGACGCAAGAACUAAUUAAUUCAGUUUCUAAUCAAAUGGAUGAAACAAGCUCUGAGUUAUUAGGGCGCAUACCGGCAACGCGUUCUCCUAGUCCUGUAUCUAUGAGAGACUUACACUCGCCCAGUCCAACUCCGGACAGUGGUUUAGCCGAUUUGUUAGAUGUGUCUGACAGUGGUUCCUCUGGCAACACACAAGGUUUUGAUAUUGACUUAAUUGGAAGUGGUCCUAAUACUAUGGUUGCAAAUGAUAAUCCAUUUGGCAUACCCACAGGUAUUCCUCCAAUUCAAGGAGCAACACCGAUGCCAUCACCAGCCAAACAACAACCUCCUCGACCUCCACCACCAAGACCUGCUCCUCCUAGACCAGUGCCACCAAACAUUCAUGGCCAACAACCACCUCCUCGACCUACUCCGCCUGCUCCACCACCACCAGUACCACAAAAACAAGAGCAAGAUAACCCAGCUGAUUCAGAGGAUCUCUUUGACAUGUUUGGUACCACCAAACCACCAAAACCUCCACCACCUAAGAGUAAAGAGGAUAUUUUAAGUCUUUUUGAUAAACCUGCUCAACCCGUGGCCAAACCCGAUUUGUUAAGCGAUGAUCUUGUACUUGAUCCUACAGCAGCUGAGCCAGAAGCUGAAGCAGCCGACUCAAAGACAGAUGAUACAGUAAUAUUCAACUCCGUCUUAACUCGACCAGACGAAAGCACCCAUAAUAUCACCUCGGAACCACAAUCAGCCACAUACAAUAGUAAUAACCAAAAUAGAAUAGCUGUUCAAGAACCAACCAAUAAACAACGAGCUCCAACACCAGACAUUGAAAUAACAACAGUAGAAGAUUUACCACGAUCAGACGAUGAAGAUGAACCAGAACCGCAACCCGAAUCAAAGAAUGAAGUACCAGCUGUUGUAAUAGAUACCGAACCUGAUCCUCCGGCAGAAGAUGAUGAGGCAGAUGCUUCCACAGCUCCACAGGCGAGUUCAAAUGUAGAAUCCGAUCAAAGUCCUCCAACUGAAUCUGCUGCAACAACUCAGGCUUUACCAGACUCACCGGUAGAAGGUAUGUCAGAUAAUGUAACAAGUGAUGCAGAUAUUGAACUGCAGCAGCCUGUGGUAGAAGAAAUGGAUACUGGUUUAGACUUUGCCCCACCAAGUGGUGCUGGAUCCGCUAAUCCGUUCGCUAGUCCUGAUGAGGAGGAGGAAACAUAUCCUCCAGCUGAAAUGGUAACAAACAUUUUCAAUGCUGAUGAUACAGAACCGGUGGCAGAAAAUAUAUUCACAAGUACUGCAGACACAGUAACUGAAAAUAUAUUCACAUCAACAGCAGAUACAGUUGUAGAAAAUAUUUUCACUAGUACAGCGGAUACGAUGGUGGAGAAUAUUUUCACAUCAACAGCAGAUACAGUGGUAGAAAAUAUAUUUACAUCAACGGCCGAUACAAUGGUGGAAAAUAUUUUCACAUCAACAGCAGAUACAGUAGUAGAAAAUAUAUUCUCUAGUAGUGCUGAUACGGGGGUUAUACCCACUGCUGCUAUCAAUAUAUUCGCUGCAGAUCCAGAUCCCGUUGCUGAGCCACAACAAGCAUAUGGCACAAACAUUUUCGCUGAACCAGAUGAAUUUGAUGCGUUCUCGGCCAAAUUUGAAUCCGUUAAAAAAGAUAACAUCAGUAUUUUAGAUGGAUUUGGUGGAGGAGCUGGAUCGGGGGCUGUGACUCCCACUACAGGAGACGCAUGGGGUGAGAGUGCUUUCGGUACUCCUAAUUCAGCAGCCGAUGCCUUUGCUGAUCCUAGUGAUGGUUUUGGCAACGAAGAUGAUGAUUUUUAUAGUAUGCAGGCUCCAGUACGAUCGGAUUCCGUAGAAUCAGUGGAAAAAGACUUUAAUGUUGUUAUACGACCAAAAACAGAGGGAGCAACUGCAAUUGCACCACAACUUGCUCCACCACCUCCAACACGUGCCGCUCCAACUGGACAGUAUUCAGAAGAUGUCAGCCCUGCAGUGAAUCCAUUCGAAGAUUCAGGUUUUCCAGCACCAGCUCAACAGGAUGAUGGUUCUAUGAAACGCACAGAUUCUCAAGAGACUCCACAAACCCCGCUUUUCGAUGAAGAUGUUUCCCAACCACUGGAAGAGUUCCCACGUCUUAACUACGUGGGUCCCGGCUGGGAAAUGCAAUUGAGACAACCGAAUAAAAAGAAGAUAACCGGUCAGCGUUUCUGGAAAAAGAUAUUCGUUCGUUUGGUUAUGCAAAAUGAUAUACCAGUAGUUCAACUUUUUAAUCAAGCUUCCGAUAAGCAACCCUUCCAGGAACUUCCCUUACAGCCUUCGUAUUCAGUUUCAGAGAUUGGUGCUCAGCAGUAUGAUCAAUUCGGUAAAAUUUUCACUAUGAAAUUGCAGUACAUCUUCUACAAAGAACGACCUGGUGUGAGACCUGGCCAAGUGACCAAAGCUGAACGUAUUACAAACAAACUCACCAAAUUUGCACAAUACGCCAUAGCCGGAGAUUACGAGGGUGUCAAGGAGUUUGGUAGCGACCUUAAGAAAUUAGGUCUACCAGUUGAACAUGCACCACAAUCAUCGCAGCUUUUUAAAAUUGGUUCAAUGAACUAUGAAGACAUGAAACAAUUUUCGGUAUGCAUAGAGGAGGCACUUUUCCACUUGCCCGCCCUACGCGAGCGAGCCCUAACCUACAAAAUGGAAGAAGUGCAAGUAACAGCAGUGGAUGAAAUCUAUGUGGAACAAGAUAUAGAAGGAAAGAUUCUCAAACAGAUUGCUAGAGUGAGAGUGUUCUUUUUAGCUUUCCUAACAGGUAUGCCUUAUAUUGAGUUGGGUGUUAAUGACAUGUGGCGCCAGGGUAAAGAAGUUGUAGGACGUCACGAUAUUAUACCCGUGGCUACUGAAGAGUGGAUUCGUUUGGAAGCAGUUGAAUUUCAUAGUGUGGUGAAUCAGGAGGAUUACGAAAAGACUAGAAUUAUAAAGUUUCAACCGCCUGAUGCUAAUUAUAUAGAAUUACUGCGCUUCCGUAUACGACCGCCUAAAAAUCGUGAACUUCCUCUACAACUCAAAGCUCAAUGGAUUGUAACCGGCAAUAAAGUGGAAUUGCGUGCAGAUAUUUUAGUACCCGGCUUUACCUCACGCAAAUUGGGUCAGAUACCAUGUGAAGAUGUUUCUGUACGUUUCCCCAUACCGGAAUGUUGGAUUUAUCUAUUUCGUGUCGAAAAACAUUUUAGUUAUGGUUCUGUCAAUAAAAAAUACGGUUCGGUUAAAUCAGCCCAUAGACGUACUGGUAAAAUCAAGGGUAUUGAACGUAUUCUAGGAGCUGUUGACACUCUACAAGAAUCCCUGAUCGAAGUAACAUCUGGUCAAGCUAAAUAUGAACAUCAUCAUCGUGCCAUUGUUUGGCGGUGUCCACGUUUGCCAAAAGAAGGCCAAGGCGCCUAUACAACCCAUCAGCUGGUUUGUCGUAUGGCCUUGACUUCAUAUGACCAAAUACCUAGUGAAUUAGCUCCAUAUGCUUAUGUUGAAUUCACCAUGCCAGCAACACAAGUUUCACAUACAACAAUACGUUCGGUCAGUGUACAAGAUUCGGAUUCCGAUGAACCUCCAGAAAAAUAUGUUAGAUAUUUGGCGAGACACGAAUAUCGGGUUGGUAUCGAAACCACACAUGGAGAAUCAACAAAUGCUUAUUUGGCCGCAACUAGACCUAUACGCGAAGAACCUGCUGCGAAACCAGCUGCUUCACCAGUACCGCCACCUAGUGACUCAGAUUCAGACUCUAACUAAGUUAAUUUAAAUUUAAGCAAAACUUAAAAAGAAAUAUAAAAAAAACUUAUACACAAACCAAAAAAAAAAGAAUUAUAAGUAUAUUUAUAGAAGAAAAAUAAUCAUACAGUAUUUUGUUGCUUAAAAAAAAUUUAAAGAAAAAAUUAUAUAUACCAAAUAGAAAAAAACAUAUACUCGUUCAUUAUACCAAAAAUUAACAAAUUAAAACAAAUCUUUAAACCACAAAAGAAAGCUGAUAAAUAAUUUACAAUUAAGCUUAAUAAUAUUAAACUAAAGUUCCAAAAAAUUAACAAAAUAAAAAAAACAAAAUGAACAAAUUAUUAUACUAAAGUAAUUGUUAAAUGUUAAAACAUUUUCAUCCCUCGUUUUAGCCCCCUCCCCCCAUUUCCUCAUGAAUAUUAUCAACAUUAGAGAAACAUUUUAAAUAAAAUUCUUAACAAAAUAUUCAGUUUAAAAAAAUUCUAACCAACUCUUCGGCAAAUUAUUUACAUUUUUCUAAACUAAACAAAUUGUUAAAUCUACAAACAUAUAUUAGUUGACAAUAACAUUAUAUAUUUAUGUCGAGAUAUAAAACAAAAUUAUAUACAUAUAUAUCUAAAACAUACAUAUUUACAUCAAAUACAUAACUACAUCCAUUAAUAUAUGAAAAAAACAAAGUUAAAAACACCUUAGUAAAACACUAUGUUAAAUAAUUAAUAAAUUAUACAUAAACAUAUAAAUAAAUUUAAAAAAGCACAUACCUACAUACAAACAUAUAUCUGAAAUAAAUUAUAUUUUAAUUAAAUGUGUUUAUUUGUAAAAUUUUUACCAAGUAGUUGGUUGUGAUUGCCACUACUUUACAAAAUGAGUUCAAUCUAGUCAUGAUUUAAAAUAAAUUAACUAAAAACUACUAUUGCAUUUUUUUUAUAAAACAUACAAACGUUCAGACAUAGAUUACAUCUAAGUAAUUAAAUAUUUAAUCGAAAUUAAAAGUUUAAACAUAAAAUAUCAAACAAAACACUGCAUAUAUUACUUUGCUACUUUAAAAUGUCGAGUAAAGAAAAACAAUUCAAAAUCGAAAUCGAACAAAAUGUCAAAAUAUUAAACAUAAGCAAUUGAUAAAAAAUGCAAUAUAAAAAUACUAAUAAAAAUAAAUGUUAUAUUAAAAAAAAGAAGAAAUAAAUAAAUAAAAAUUUAAAAAAAAAUUAAAAAACAAUUUUAAAUACUAGAAAAUGGAAAAAAAUUACUGAGAAAAUUAAAUUAAUUAAAAUUAAAUAAAAAAUAUGUAAUUAUUUUGAAAGGAUUAUGUAAUUUAAAGUGGUAGGAAGGAUAAUGGUUUAAAAGGACCCUAAUCUAACAACGAAAAUUUAGUUUAAUUCGGUUUAAAUAUGUUUAUGAUUUAACCUAAUCGCCUUAAAAAUUUACAUUAAUUUUCCGAUGGUUCUUUAAUAAUACUAUUAAAUUUAAAUUUUAUUAAUCUCUAGAAUAUAUGUAUUUAGAUCGGUAGAAAAAUGUGGGUGAAGCAAACUCUUUUUAUUGGGGUAUAAAGUCGUAUAUGGACUCGCCUAUAUACUUGUCUAUACUUCCGACUAUGAACUCGUGUAUAGUUUCGUGUAUGAAAUCGUAUAUCGUUUCAUAUAUAAAGUAUAAAGUCGUAUGUAGUCUCAUCUAUAUACUUGUCUAUAGUUUCGACUAUAAACUAGUCUAUAUUAUGAACUCGAGAAAUCGUCUAUAGUUUUAUCUAUAGUCUAAUGUUUUGGUUAUAAACUCGUUUCUAUUUUAGACUAUAAACACGUAUACUAUAUAGUUUCGCCUAUAAAUUAAUUAAAGUCUCGUGCAUAAUCUCGUUUAUAGUUUCUUCUAUUGUCGAUUAUAACCUAUAGUUUUGUUAUAAAACUAGUUUAUAAACUCGUCUAUAGUCUCAUCUGUAGUUUGAUCUAUAGUCUGGAUGAUGAACUAUUAUAUAGUCUCGCCAAUAGUAUCAUAUACAGUAUCAUUUAUAGGUUAGUCCAUAAACUCUUCUAAAUUGUAAUCUAUAAAUGCGUCUACAGUCUAGUCUAUAAUCUCAUAUUUUGUCAGUAGAUUCGUCUAUAAACUCGUCUGUAGUCUCGUCUAUAGUUUAUUCAAUGAAUGCUAGAACUUUAUAGUUUAAUCCGUCUAUGAAAUGUUAUGUAGUUUAACCUAUAAACUAUAAUCUUGCCAAUAUUAUCGCGUAAACAGAGGGAAAAAAUCAUACACCUAAUUGACAACAAAAUUUUCACAAACAUUUCACAACAUUGCAACAAUUCGUUGUAGAAAUCUAAAUUUAUACACAUCCGUUGUCUAAAAGUUAACAAACGUGGUAAGCUCACUAUUGACAACGGAUUGUGAGAUUACCACGUUUGUUAACUUUGGUACCAGGGGUGUAUAUUUUUUCCCCCUCUAUGUAUAGUCUUGUAUAUAGUUUACUCUAUAAACUCGUCUAUAAUCUAGUCUAAGACCUCUUUUAUAGUACAGUUUAUAAGCUUAUUUAAAGCGCCGUCAACAAAAUUCGUCUAAAGCCUCGUUUAAAAACUCUAUAUAUAACCUAGUCUAGUUUAUAUAUUUAUUAUUGUUUUUGGAAAAACCUUCUAGAUUUAAUAAAUCUAUAAUUCUUUAUUUUUUCCUACCACUUUAUCUUACAUUUUUCAUUCUAAAUCAACUAACAGCAAACAUAUAACAAAAAUAAUUAGUAAAAAAGAAAAAUUGAACAUUAUUUAAAAGUAAAACAUAAUGAUAUUAACCAAAGAAACCUUAAAUCAUAACAUACAACCCAAUUAGUAAAAUCUCCUAACACUUCUCAAUGUACGAUUACACCUCCUUAGUCUUUGAACUAAAUAAUUCAACAUUAAAAAAAAAAUUCUUGAAAAUU